AGUCGUGAACUUGACCUUAGCCGGUUAAGUUCAGAAAUAACAUUUUUGCUGUGUCGUUUACAAUUUUUGAUAUUUCAUUUUCACAUACCUAACGCGAUCUUUGAUUUUAUGUCAUUGUGGAGGUGCUGUAAAUUUUGUUGACUGUAACAUUCUUAUAAUUUGACACUGUAUAUCAGUGUUUUCGCUACUAUUGGUUCAAAAACAAUUCAAAUAUCCACUGAUUAUAAUUCAAUGGGUCUAAAAAUGUUGUUAAAAGGAAACUGUAUUCGUGUUUUUGAGUUCACUCGCUUUAGUACGUGUAGAUUUAUUUGUUCCGGGCGAUCAAAUGAUGCAGAAUUUUCAGUUAGUAAUGUUCGUACCGUGCAAAAUUUUAAUGAUAUACCAAUAGCGAGACGUUUACCGAUUAUUGGAACUAAAAUGGAUUUUCUAUUGACUGGCUUCGGAACGAGAUUUCACGAGUACAUCGAUAAUCGGCAUCGAACAUUGGGUUCCAUUUUUCGGGAACCAGUUGGAGGAGGAACGGAAGUGAUAUUCAUAAAUUCUCCAGAUAUGAUGCGAGAAAUGUUUGUGUAUGAAGGUAAAUAUCCAAAACAUCCGCUGCCAGACGCCUGGACUCUCUACAACGAAAUCCAUAACUGCAAACGUGGAUUAUUUUUCAUGGACGACGAGGAAUGGUCGGCCAACAGAAAGAUAAUGAAUACAAUGCUAUUGAGGAACGACUUUAAGUUAGCACAUCGAGUCAUCGAAAAUGUUAGUGACGAUUUAAUUACGGAUUGGAAUCGAAAUACUGAAAACGUUGGCAAGUGCAUGCAGGUAACCGAACUAAUGGCAGUAUUGUAUACGUGGGCAAUAAAAGUCUUAGUGUUCACAAUGAUUGGAGAUACACACGGAACUGAAGUCGACAAAAUCAAUCAAUUAUUACCAAAAUUCUCCGGAAUUGUACAGGACAUAUUUGAACGUACAGCGCCGUUAAUGGUCGUUCCACCGUCAUUUGCACAAAAAUACAACCUGAAUAUUUGGUCCGAAUUUGAGAAGAGUGUCACAUCAACGCUUGAAAUUGCCAAUGAAAUUGUUGAGGUUGGAUUAAAGAUGAACGGCAAUGGUUUACUGAAAGAAAUGCAAUCCAAUAGCAUGUCCACCGAAACGAUCAAGAGAAUUUUCGUUGAUCUAAUUAUUGCAGCUGGUGAUACGACGGCGUACACAACUCAAUGGGCAUUAUUCCUAUUAAGCUCUAACAAUUCGGAACAGUCAAAGAUACGGGCUCAGUUAAACAGCAGUAACUUCGAAACACCGUUAAUUCGUGGCACGGUUAAAGAAAGCUUGCGACUCUUUCCUGUUGCUACAUUUAUUGGCCGAAUUCUACCCGGUGAUGGAAUAAUAGGAAAUUAUCGCAUCCCUCAGCACACAGCCGUCAUUGCAUCCAUGUACUCGAUUGGUCGAGAUGCCAAAAAUUUCCCAAAUCCAAACGAAUUCCAACCAUCAAGAUGGCUUCGAGAUAGCAGCGGUAAUAUGCAAUGUGUACAUCGAACUAAUAUGCCGUAUGCGAUGGGUAUCCGAUCAUGUGUGGGUCAGAAAUUGGCCAAUUCCAUGAUGCAUAUUUUACUGUCGAAGAUCUUGGCAAAUUUCGAAGUAAAAUUGCUGAACAAAAGUCCAGUCGGCGUUGUUAUGCGGCUAAUUGCUGUUCCCACCCAACCGAUUUUGUUGGGAAUUAAACGAUUGUCUUAAACAACGUAACAGAUUCACCGCGCUGACUGUUUGUAAAUGGCAAAGUGCAUUCAAUAAAAAUGAGGAUAUUGUGCAGCAUCACCUUCACGAUAUGGGUCAUUCAUUUUACUCAGCAUCCAAUGGAUCUCUGCGCCACACAAAGUUCUCAUUGAAAGGGCGAAAAAUAUUUAAAAUCUAAUUUAUAUUCGACGAUGCUUUUAUCUCAUAAAAUUGGUGCUAUACGUGAAGUUUGUAUGAUUUAUAUUGGUUUGUACAGUUAUGUAUGGUUUGGUAUUUAUAUGCAUGUAAGAAGAAGCACAUAUAAGUCAAGUCAUACACAAAGUAAAGAAUGGUGCGGUAUCAGGUGCAGAUAAUGUCUAAUACAGGCACUUAAGUUGUUAAAUGUAAUGGUAAAAUAUAUUUUGAAACCAUAUUCUCGCCACAUAUAAGAAAGGAAAAUUUUUAUUAUAAAUAAUAAAAAGCUGAUGAACUUGAA
Bradysia coprophila is the source of this 2200-nucleotide messenger RNA. RefSeq names its product Cytochrome P450 family protein sad (gene sad). The record is from RefSeq and is a predicted model, not a curated record. NCBI's taxonomy places the organism in Eukaryota, Metazoa, Arthropoda, Insecta, Diptera, Sciaridae. Gene Ontology annotation, molecular function: heme binding; oxidoreductase activity, acting on paired donors, with incorporation or reduction of molecular oxygen; iron ion binding.